AUGUAUGGGCUUGAUAAUUUGGUUGCAAGAAAGAGAUCUCUGUUGGAAGAAGUGAAGGAAACGGAGACGUUCAAGGUUGCCAAAGAAAUCUUGGAAAAGUACGAUCAAGAAAGUCCCAAGUCUGCAUCACAACCUUCUAGUCCGAGUGCGGAGAGACGUUCACUUCCUAUAAAUCGAGAUGAUAAUUUCGAAACGCCCAGUCAAGGCAAGAGUCCUGCUGUUCCUUUGAUGAGUGGCCCUCAACGUCCCCCAGUCAGGAAGUUGUUCACAAAAAGCACAGAUAAUAUUCCGACUGCUGAGGGAGCUGCAGUAAAACCGCCUCCUGUAUCACGCAUAAAUCCGAUUCGCCCAUUUCAACGGGAAGGUACCACAGUCAUCGAUAAGAUGGUUGAUUAUUUUUUUGGGGAUGGACCUGGUCAAAGAAAUGCUCUUAUAUGCUCAAGUUGUCACGGACAUAACGGAAUGGCACUUCCAGCUGAAUAUGAUUAUCUUGCCUAUGUAUGCUACAUUUGUGGACACUUCAACCCGGCCAGAAAAUUCAGACCUGGAAGAGUUAUCAGCAAUCCACCCGCGUCAGUGACGGCAACCCCGCAGAUCUCGAAGCCCAGCUCAACUUCAGAUACUCAUGCUUCCACAUCUUUACUAGAUCGUGACGCUCAAACAAAUAAGACGAAUGAGAAGAAGGAGAAGGCUGAUGACUCCUUUGAUGACCUGUCGGACGAGAACGUGCCAGAAUAUACGACGUAA
Ostertagia ostertagi is the source of this 747-nucleotide messenger RNA. NCBI's taxonomy places the organism in Eukaryota, Metazoa, Nematoda, Chromadorea, Rhabditida, Trichostrongylidae. The record is from the annotation of a GenBank genome assembly.